Arctia plantaginis is the source of this 444-nucleotide messenger RNA. NCBI's taxonomy places the organism in Eukaryota, Metazoa, Arthropoda, Insecta, Lepidoptera, Erebidae. The record is from the annotation of a GenBank genome assembly.
AUGUUCAAGAAAAUCUGUUUGGUAUUUUUGGCGGCCAUGUUUGUAAGCAGUGAAGGUGUUCAAGUUCUGCCAACAAAUUACGAUCUGAGCCGAAACUCAUACGGCAAACAACUAGGUGGAGGAAAUUAUGGACAACAACCAGGAUACUUCCCGGGGGGUGGAUACGGUGGAGGGUACUACCCAGGGCACCAGGGACCUGCAGGGCCACCCGGCGCUCAUCCCGGAUGCCCUCUCUGCGACUCCUCGGUCUACAGCUACUGUUCGUAUAAGCAAGCUCACGAUUCGUGCUGUUGCGAUGAUGAUUACAACUCCUUCACUUGCAGCAAAACUAACUGCAACUUCCUGUACGCGAAUUCCUGCCAAGAGCUCCAGCUUAUCACGAAUUGCUGCUGUGUUGAUCUUUUAAAGAGCGCCGGUCAAAUCAAAGCAACUGACGUCAUUUAA